Aspergillus ochraceoroseus IBT 24754 is the source of this 282-nucleotide messenger RNA. Its product is annotated as Tim10/DDP family zinc finger protein. Gene Ontology annotation, biological process: protein insertion into mitochondrial inner membrane. Bases 1 to 282 code for a protein of 93 amino acids. The record is from RefSeq and is a predicted model, not a curated record. The transcript is spliced from 2 exons. Gene Ontology annotation, cellular component: mitochondrial inner membrane. NCBI's taxonomy places the organism in Eukaryota, Fungi, Ascomycota, Eurotiomycetes, Eurotiales, Aspergillaceae.
AUGUCUUUCCUAUUUGGCGGUGCCCCCAAGAUGACCUCGGAGCAGAAGAUUGCUGCCGCAGAGACUGAGGUGGAGAUGAUUUCAGACAUGUUCAACCGGUUAACCGAAUCCUGCACAAAGAAAUGCAUUCCCGCCGACUACCGCGAAGGUGAGCUCAACAAGGGCGAAUCCGUUUGCCUUGACCGCUGUGUCGCCAAAUUCUUCGAGGUCAACAUCAAAGUCAGUGAGAAGAUGCAAGGCGAGGCCGCUGGCAAGCAGAGCGGUGGUAUGGGAUUCAUGUAA